This is a messenger RNA of Ostreobium quekettii, 813 nucleotides long. The record is from the annotation of a GenBank genome assembly. NCBI's taxonomy places the organism in Eukaryota, Viridiplantae, Chlorophyta, Ulvophyceae, Bryopsidales, Ostreobiaceae.
CGACUGACCGCUGCCGCCAAGAACUAUGCCAGGCACAUGCUGGCAGCCACGUGGGGGUACUUCCAGCCCCUGCCUGUGCCCUGCCAAGAGGCACCCCCACCGGACGACCGCAGGGCCCCCAGCCGGCAGGGCACCCCCAUGCAGGGGCUGGACACCUCCAGCGAGUCCUCUACCCGUGACUUCCCCGAAAUACAGCGUCUGCGCUCGCUGUGCGGCAGUGCCCAGGGCCACCUGCCAUACGAGUCCUUCUGGGCCCCUGGCCCCCCUGAGGGGCCCCAAUCGGAUGACAACAGCUACACCGCAGACAUGGACACUGUGCCCAGUGAGGACAGCUCUGGCAGGUGGCCCUUGGGACGGGGCCACUGGCUGUUAAACCUGCCGUGCAGCGAGUGCGAGGGGUUUUGCUUUGCAUUCAGGUCAACCUGUGAGCACCACCUGCUGCCCUUCUACGGGGACAUCUUUGUGGCAUACAAGCCUGGAGACAGCAGGCUGAAACUGAGCCAUGAUCAGAUCGAGGAUCUGGUGAACGUUUUCACCCUCAGGCUGCAGGUCCAGGAGAGGAUUACCCACCAGGUCGCGGAUGCCCUCACAGGGUUAGUGGGCCCAGCGGGUGUGCUGGUGGUGUGCCAGGCGGCGCACAGCUGCAUGCUAGCCAGGGGGGCGGAGUGCCACUCGGGGACCACGGUGACCACGGCCAUGAGGGGGAGAGUGGGGCGGGUGAUGGCGGAGGCGGCGCAGAGGGCACUGCGGGAAAGGGCGAUGUUGCAGACAUGCGGCGCCACCCCGGUGCCCCUUGCGGGGCUCGAGCCAUGA